AUGAUUUUUGAAAAUGAUGAUGAUAUUGAUAUACUAGUUGAAGAUCUUAUAGUUAAGACUAGUUCAGAAGUUCGUGAAUUAAUAAGCAAUAUUGAAGAAUAUACUAACCUAAUCAAUCAACUAGCUAUAACUGAGGAUGCAUUAAUGGAUAUAAGUAUCAUUGAAAUGAUGAAUUAUGAGUUCGAUGAAGAAGCUGAAGAAACUAAAGACAAUGAUGAAGAAGAUCUUUCUCCUCCUCCUCCAAUAACUAUUGCCGAAGCUACAGAAGCAUUAGAAAAAGUUAUUAGAUAUCAAGAAAGUCUUGAAAUCGAAAAGGUGUUCAAAGAGAAUGAACUAAUGAUGCUAAGAAAAAAACUUAAAGAAUGGCAUUAUGAAAAGACUAAAAAUAAGAAGCAACUUUCAAUAUUGUCCUUUUUUGGUCUUUAA
Messenger RNA from Dentiscutata erythropus, 426 nucleotides. The record is from the annotation of a GenBank genome assembly. NCBI's taxonomy places the organism in Eukaryota, Fungi, Glomeromycota, Glomeromycetes, Diversisporales, Gigasporaceae.